AUGGAAGCAGAUCGCCAGGCUUCGACGGCUGCGGUGACCACUCAUGGAACACUGGACGUGGCUGCUAAACAGCUGACAACCAUCGCGAUAGGUCACGUCAGUAUUCUUGGUGUAGCAGAGAAUCAGGGUCCGGAAAAGUAUUCGUACUUGAAGGACAAUUGUUCGCAUUUUACGCAGGUUUACGGUGGAAAUGGCUACGGUUGGACGACCGUAUGUAUCCCCGGCAAGCAUAUCUGCUUGGGGCAUCGGAGGAAACUGGGGGAAAAAGAGACAAAGGUCCAGCAAUCUCGGAACUCGGAGUGGAGUCCAGAAUGGAACGAUACGAUGAUCAAGCAGUUUGAAGACAAGCCCAACCCAUGGGGAGGUACCAUGGGCGACCUCUUCGCAGCAACGCCCAAGGAUUUGAUUUCCAAAGUGAUUGUAGAAGAGAAGAUCUUUGAAACUUGGUACCAUGGCAAGACCGUUCUCCUCAGUGACGGUAUGAUCUUGCCCUAUGCAACUUCGAGUGAUGCCACAAGGUCAAAGACACUGCUGUUCUUGCCAACUGCCUUUUACAAUAUGACGGACUUAACCGAUAAGGACAUUGACGAUGCAUAA
Molecule: messenger RNA, 597 nt
Organism: Gamsiella multidivaricata
Lineage: Eukaryota; Fungi; Mortierellomycota; Mortierellomycetes; Mortierellales; Mortierellaceae
Exons: 6
Coding region: 1-597 (198 amino acids)
Source: RefSeq, a predicted model, not a curated record